This is a messenger RNA of Cornus florida, 668 nucleotides long. RefSeq lists its product as uncharacterized. The coding region runs from base 1 to 459 and encodes 152 amino acids. The record is from RefSeq and is a predicted model, not a curated record. The transcript is spliced from 5 exons. Lineage: Eukaryota; Viridiplantae; Streptophyta; Magnoliopsida; Cornales; Cornaceae.
AUGAUUCCUAAUUUCUUUGGUGGGGUCAGAAAUUCUCCGCGGCUUCUCGAUCCUUCUAGAUAUCGACUGGCUCAGAUAAAACUCCCCCUGUUUGCUCAUGUAGCACAACUGUGCAAUCAUCGUCAACCAAACCUCUCCCUCUCUCUAACUAAAACUCCUCUGUCUCUCUCUAAAACUCCUCUCUCUAGCCUUGAUCAGGGUGUUGUAGUUAUUAUUGUUGAGUUUUGUUUGGCUGUUCGACAAUCGAGAAUGACUCGGGGUAACCAAAGAGAGCGAGAUCGCGAAAGGGCUCAAGCCAGGGCUGGUACCAAAUCCAAGAACCCAAAAGAGGAUGGAUUAACCCCUGAACAAAGAAGAGAGAGGGAUGCCAGAGCCCUUCAAGAGAAGGCAGCUCGGAAAUCAGCUCAGGCAGCAUCCGGAGGGAAUAGUAGUGGGGAUAACAGAAGUAAGAAAAAGUAACUAGGGUUUUCUGUUCAGAUAUGGUGAUGAAUGUUGUGCGUGUGUUAUAUGAGAUGUGGGUUUGGAAAUUGCGUCUCAUUUGGGUAUGAAGAUAAGAAUUCAAGUUCACUUGGUGUUGGCUUCUGAACCCUUGUGUCAUUUGUAUCUGAAUUCGCAAUUCAAUUUCCUGAUAUAUUAAUCAUUAAUGGAUCUGUGUCAUUUGUUUCUCA